AAUAAGAUAAAAUCUAUUUUUGAUAAAACACUGGGACAUAUUAUUAUGUUUAUACAUGCUAAAAGUCCUUCGCCUUAUAACGAAAAUUUAGUUAACCAAUCAUAUAUAUCCACGGCAUACUCUAUAAGAGGGCGAGAGUUUCCAAAAUAUAGUGUAGAUUACGAUGAUGAUUCCUCUCUAAACGGUAAAGAAAGUAUUGAAUUCGGACUUAGCGGUCCCUAUUUCAAAAAGGAUUUAGAGGAAGGUAAUAGAAAGGCUCAUUCGGAUAAUUAUCAGCGUUCUAAAAAUCAUAAUGACAUAAUGAAUAACAUUGAUCCAUAUUAUUUCCCAGAUUUGACCCAAAAAGACAAGGGAUUUUCUAACAGAAAUAGAUUAAGCAAUACCCUUAUUCGGGAAGAUGUUGUAUUUCUAAACAAACAUCAAUCGAAUAUAAAACAUAGUGUAAAAGGAUCUGGAAUAGACCCUGCACUCAUUGCUGCAUUGAUAAGCAAACAGUCGAGAGGGGGUAGAGAUUUAGACAGUUCUGGAUAUGGUGUCUUCACUAAAAAUUAUGGAUUAUUACAAAUCAAUCCAAAAAAUUAUGGGAUAACGGGUGGGCCAACUAGUCUUGAACAUUUGAGACAGGGUGUAAAAAUGAUGAAUGAAAAUUUAAACACAGUAUUAAUUGGUGAUAAAUCUGGUAUGACGAAAGAAGAAAUCAUAAAAGCUACCUUAGCGCUUUGGGGAGAAGGUCAAAAAAAUGGCAAAAGGAAGCGCGAAGUGAAGGUAAAAGAUUUAUUGAAAUCAAGAGAAAAUAAAGUUUUCGCCAACGAUGUGAUAAUAAGGACAUUAUAUUUAAAGAGAAGACAUCUUUUUUAAAUCAAACAUUUAUUUAACAUCAUUUUUAAAAUGUAAUCUACAUUUGUAGUAAUAUUA
Molecule: messenger RNA, 915 nt
Organism: Gordionus sp. m RMFG-2023
Lineage: Eukaryota; Metazoa; Nematomorpha; Gordioida; Chordodea; Parachordodidae
Product: lysozyme g-like
Exons: 5
Coding region: 46-858 (270 amino acids)
Source: RefSeq, a predicted model, not a curated record